This is a messenger RNA of Oncorhynchus gorbuscha (pink salmon), 4136 nucleotides long. RefSeq names its product alpha-parvin-like. Gene Ontology annotation, molecular function: actin binding. The coding region runs from base 161 to 1279 and encodes 372 amino acids. Gene Ontology annotation, biological process: cilium assembly; substrate adhesion-dependent cell spreading; actin cytoskeleton organization. The record is from RefSeq and is a predicted model, not a curated record. NCBI's taxonomy places the organism in Eukaryota, Metazoa, Chordata, Actinopteri, Salmoniformes, Salmonidae. Gene Ontology annotation, cellular component: cytoplasm; focal adhesion; actin cytoskeleton. The transcript is spliced from 13 exons.
UACGGGAAUCAAAUAACAGGGAGAAGUCGGAUGGCUGCGCAAAUACUUGGAAUUCCGUUUCCGUCGUUGUCUAUUCCGUAGACUUUGACAAGCAGAAAGUUGUGUUUCUAUGAUAGGCUACAACAGUCUCAAUAGCUUGAAUAUCCAGUAAAAACGGCAAAUGGCUUCUUCGCCACAGAAAUCACCUUCUUCUCCCAAAUCUCCGACUCCAAAAUCACCACCUUCAAGAAAAAAAGAUGACUCUUUCCUCGGAAAACUUGGGGGAACUUUGGCCAGAAGAAAAAAGGCAAAAGAAGUGUCUGAGCUCCAGGAGGAGGGCAUGAAUGCCAUCAACCUGCCACUCAGCCCCAUCCCCUUUGAGCUGGACCCAGAGGACACCAUGCUGGAGGAGAAUGAGGUCCGCACCAUGGUUGACCCUAACUCCAGGAAUGACCCCAAACUACAAGAGCUGAUGAAGGUACUCAUAGACUGGAUCAAUGAUGUGCUGGUGGGGGAGAGAAUCAUUGUCAAAGACCUGGCUGAGGACCUCUACGAUGGGCAGGUUCUGCAGAAACUCUUUGAGAAGCUGGAGGGUGAGCGGCUGAAUGUGGCUGAGGUGACCCAGUCUGAGAUAGCCCAGAAGCAGAAGUUGCAGACAGUUCUGGAGAGGAUCAACGACACUCUGAAGGUCUCAAUCAGAAACAUCAAAUGGACCAUUGACUCUGUCCAUGCUAAAAGCAUCGUGGCCAUUCUCCAUUUAUUGGUGGCACUGUCUCAGCACUGCCGUGCCCCCAUCCGCCUACCUGAUCAUGUGUCCAUUCAAGUUGUGGUUGUACAGAAACGGGAGGGGAUCCUGCAGUCUCGCCAGGUUCAGGAAGAGAUCACAGGGAACACGGAGGCUCUAUCAGGAAGACAUGAGCGAGAUGCGUUUGACACUUUGUUUGACCAUGCACCAGACAAGCUGAAUGUGGUGAAAAAGACUCUGAUCACCUUUGUGAACAAGCACUUGAACAAGUUGAACCUGGAGGUGUCUGAAUUGGACACACAGUUUGCUGAUGGUGUGUACCUGGUGUUACUGAUGGGACUGCUUGAGGGCUACUUUGUUCCUCUCUUCAACUUCUUCCUAACACCAGAGCAUUUUGACCAAAAGGUGCACAAUGUGGCUUUCUCCUUUGAGCUGAUGCAAGAUGGCAGCCUGGAGAAACCCAAGCCACGGGCAGAGGAUAUUGUGAACUGUGACCUGAAGUCUACUCUGAGGGUACUCUACAACCUCUUCACCAAAUACAGAAAUGUGGAAUAAAGACGGGAGCUUCACCGUUCAUUCAGUUAUAUCGACGUAUCUAUCAAGCAAAUGCCCUGUUUAGAUGUAUAUUUCAGGGCAAACACGAUGCAUCUAAUAGGGAGAGCCCACCUGUGUUAGCUUUGUCCUGCUGAAGGCUCACUAAAACACAAGUACAGCACAGUAUGUUGUAAAGUACUUGGAUAUGAAAAGACAGAUAUAUUUCAGUAUUAUUGAAGGUUAACUUAAUGAGUUAUUGAUUAUGCCGUCCUAUUGUUGAGUCAUUGCCAUGUUGAAUUGUUCUUGUCAUUCCGGGCCGAAACGUUUGAAGUCUACUUGGAUUCUCUUCCGACUACAUGAAGGAUCAGAAUAUAGAUGUAUUGAAUGUAUGACAGCUGAGUUUGUCCUUAUCAAAGUAUUUACUUCCCAUCUUUUGAAAGAAAUCAGAAGUUUUGAAUUGGCUCGGAAUGUUUUUGAUUUUUAGGGUUAAUAACGCAGUGGCACCCCAUAGUACGCACUAUUAAUUUAUAUACUGCCACGCUGCAUAUCUUUACCUUUGUUUGGUUUAUGUCUAAUUUUAUAUAUUUUAAUACUGGUCAUUGUGCUUUAAAAAUAGUCUACCUUUUAGUGACAUUUUGGCUCAUCAUUUACCAAAGAAAGUAUUUUAGAUAAAUUAUAUGAAGCUGUUAGUCUUAAAAAUAUUUUGUACUUAUCCAAAGUAUGAUGUAUGGCUAAUUUUGACUAUUUGUUUAUAAUCUAUUCAUAAAAAAAGUUUGUAAAGUAAUGUUCCAGAGCAGUGUUUACUAAAACUACAGAACAGCAAGACCCCAGUACAGUGCCAGUUUCAAGAGUGGAGUAUGAAUUCAAACGAUAAAACAUACACUAUAUUCAACAGAAGGAGCUAGUAGUGCUGAGAAUGUUGUGUGGGAAUUUGACCAAAAUUGAUUCUGUUGUGUACUUUAAUUUGAAGGUCGUAAUCAUUUCUUCCUAUGUUGUGGUCUUGAGUGCAGUUUUGAUUAUGGGCCUUGUGCUGUAGCAAACUUGUGGCAUUCCUUCCCAUGGAAACUUGUAUGCUCUGUAUUGUUAAUAUGCCAUCUCAUCAAGUGAAAUAUAGAAGAGCACAAGAAAAUGUGGCACCCGAGUGGAACAGGGGUCUAAGGCACUGCAUCUCAGUGCUAGAGGUGUCACUACAGACAUUCUGACCGGCUGUGAUUGGGAGUCCAAUAGGGCGUCGCGCAAUUGGCCCAGCGUCGUCCAGGUUUGGCCGGUGAAGUCCGUCAAUGUAAAUAAGAAUUUGUUCAUAACUGACUUGCCUUUUUUAAAUACAUUUUUUAAAUACCAUCAGGAUUUGGUGGUUUUAACAUAACUUUACCCAACUUUCAUUACACCUGACAUUGUACCGUUUCAUAGAAAAAUAAUACUGUAUGGGACGGUGGAUGUUGGUGGAAGUGGCUGCUUUACAAUGAGAACUUAGCUUACAGUAUUCCCAAGAAGUAGAGGUGCUCUAAAUGCAAUUCAUGAAUGAAUUUGCUAACCACACACUGACGGAGUGGCUUUGCUAAGUGCUUAGCUGCGAAUAGGAAGGUCACAUUUUUUCCUUUGAGUAACAACACUACUGAGCACAGCACAUAAUGCAUGACAAGGGUACAAUAGAAGUUUUAGUGGAAUUUCUUUGUGCCUGAUUUGAUCUAUGUAGCAUGUUUCUUUUAUUUAAUUGCUUCUUUUUAGGAGUUGAAAUUCACUUCUUUCAAUUUACAGACACUUAAGAUUAGUUAAGAUGCUUUUAGUGUGUCAUGUCAACUCAUUUAAUUCAGCACAGAAAUGAGUGAGAGGAGAAAUGAGUGACUUACCUAAAGUAGAAAAUACUCAUAGCUCAGUUCUUUGUUUUCUUGAUAUUUCUGUUUUUACUCUUGGUCAUAUCUCUUGUGAAUUGAGUUUCUAUCUUUCUAUACAUCAUACCGUAUAACCUCUGACCCUCUGUCUUCAUCUUGCUUUUUGUGGUGCGUUUAACAAAUACCACUAUUUCCAUGAAUUGAAGCUCAGAACUGAAGGCUUAGACCUUUAGGGGAGAAUGUGACAAUGUAUUUUGGUACUUCAUUGUUCUGACACAUUUCUGGUCAUGCUAUUAUCAGUCAAGCCCAGAGACUAAGAGCUCUGCGUUUUCAUCAGAAAGCUGAAAUGACCAUCCAUAAUCAACCAUUGUGCGCAAAGGUGUUUUGAACAGGAGCCUUUGCAGCCAUUAAAGUAAUUACCCUCCCAUCGCAUCUUCUACAUCCCUCCCUCCAUUCAUUAUAUAAAAUAAGCCUCUACGCAUGACUAACAGACAUGAUACUCUCUUGCCUCUGUAGUGUAAGAGCUGCUCUUAUGCUGAGAAAACAGACGCACACACAAAAGGUGAGGUAAGAAGUGAGUAAUACUACUGAUAAGUGGUUCAUAGUUAUUACAGGGUUGGCACUUUAUGUUGGCAUCUAUUGAUUGGCACCACGGAUUCUGAUCUGAAAGAGUGAAUUGGUCCUUCAUUGAAGUUACUUGAAAGCUCCUAUUUUCUAUGUAGCAUAUGGGUGUAAAGGCUUUACCUUGUACUCCUUUUGUAUGGAUGGUUUGUUACAUUUCUUGCUGAAGAUUGCUUAAGCCAUUUUCCCUGUGUGCAAUCAGUUUUUUCCUUUCCAUGAUUCUUCACACAUAUUUCAACAAUAGAUGGAAGAUAUUGAUUUAUGUUUGGUAAGGGUUUUGAGAUUUUCUGUAAUUAAAUCCGGUCAAGAGAUUAGCAGAUAGGCAGCAAUGCAUAUCACGUUUAGAGACACAUCAUUCCUGUUUGUUGCUUAAAGACAUUUUCUAAAGGGAGAGAUUCUUAAUUUGAUUAAAGCUGUGCAGCACU